UUAAAGACUGAACUUGUCAGUGAUGUGCACCACUGUUCCUCAGUAGCUCAGCAGGACUGUGAACUCACCAUGUUUAUCCACUGUGAGCUGGUCGUACUGAUACUUGCACUGACUCUCAAUGGUCAAGUUCAUACAGGGCAAAUCUUUGGAGGCCAUGAGGCUGUACCACAUAGCAGGCCAUACAUGGUGCUUUUGGAGCAGCACACAGAGGAUGGUGGUAAAAGUCACUGUGGUGGCUUCCUUCUGAAUGAGGAUUUUGUGAUGACUGCAGCCCACUGCCAAGCCAAGUCCUACACUGUUUUCCUUGGAGUUCAUGACAUGAAUAAGGUUACUGGAAUACAGCGUAUAUCUGUGAAAGAUACAUUUCCACAGAAAGACUACAAUAAAAUGGAACAUAAACAUGACAUAAUGCUUCUUAAGUUGAGCUCUAAGGCACAUUUUAACAACAAUGUGAGACCCAUUGCUCUCGCAGGCCGAGGUGAUGGCUCUCUGCCAAAAUCAUGUUCAGUCUCUGGCUGGGGAAGAAAUGACAGGAACAAAAAACAGAUGUCUUUGAAGCUCAUGGAAGUCAAUGUAACACUCAUUGACAAAGAGUUCUGUACCAUGGAUAAGUUGUACUGCUCUGAGGGACAGACUGGGCCGGGUGAAGGAGACUCUGGUGGUCCAUUGGUCUGUGAGGAUGGAAAGGCGUACGGGGUGGUGUCCCACACCUUCAAUCCAAAAUCAGGACAACCUAUACAUUGCUACACUAAGAUACCUGAGUAUAGAGACUGGAUCGACUCAGUAAUGAAAACGGCAUGAAAAAUCUCUAAUGCAUGUAAUACUUAAUUGAUCAGAUCACAACAUUGGAAUUUACUUUUUUUUCCAAUGAAAUCACUGAAAUACUUGUAACACCAGUGCUUCCAAGUCUGGGCUUUCUUGCUUUCGAUAAUUCAUUUUCUUUACUUUGAUGAUUUCAAAUGAUAUAAUUUUUUAUUUGGAAUGUUCAGUCAAAAGAUUGAAAAUGUAUGAAACGCAUUUACACACACUUCGCUGCUUGAACAUGAAUUAAACCCACAAAUAAGACAA
Messenger RNA from Lates calcarifer (barramundi perch), 1068 nucleotides. RefSeq names its product mast cell protease 1-like. The record is from RefSeq and is a predicted model, not a curated record. NCBI's taxonomy places the organism in Eukaryota, Metazoa, Chordata, Actinopteri, Centropomidae. The transcript is spliced from 5 exons. Gene Ontology annotation, molecular function: serine-type endopeptidase activity. Gene Ontology annotation, biological process: proteolysis. Bases 70 to 801 code for a protein of 243 amino acids.